Messenger RNA from Gadus chalcogrammus (walleye pollock), 1720 nucleotides. RefSeq names its product TMEM9 domain family, member B (gene tmem9b). Bases 136 to 699 code for a protein of 187 amino acids. The record is from RefSeq and is a predicted model, not a curated record. The transcript has 5 exons. Gene Ontology annotation, biological process: positive regulation of canonical NF-kappaB signal transduction. NCBI's taxonomy places the organism in Eukaryota, Metazoa, Chordata, Actinopteri, Gadiformes, Gadidae. Gene Ontology annotation, cellular component: lysosomal membrane.
UGUCAGCUGAUCGGAAGCUACGCUGUUGUGCUUGGCUAAACUAGAAAUCAAUAGUGAGUUCGGAAUAUUUAGACCCCAAGAAUCUAGCCAUAGCUUGUUAUUGCUCUACAAAAACGGUCUUUCACAUUUAAGACAAUGAAAUCAGUUAUCAUAUUGGAAGUUGUAUCCCUGGUGUGUUUUCUGCUGUUGACAUUUGCGGGUGCGAAGAACUCUGAGGACAUUCGCUGUAAAUGCAUCUGCCCGCCUUAUAGAGAUAUUGAAGGACAGAUUUAUCAACAAAAUGUUUCCCUUAAAGAUUGCAACUGUCUUCAUGUGGUCGAACCCAUGCCGGUAGACGGGAAGGAUGUGGAGGCUUAUUGUUUACGCUGUGAAUGUAAAUAUGAAGAGAGGAGCUCAGGAACGAUCAAAGCUACAAUUAUAUUGUACUUGUCGAUCCUUGGCCUGCUGCUUCUGUACAUGGUGUACCUGACUCUACUUGAGCCCAUGCUGAAAAGACGUCUCUUUGGGCAUUCCCAGCUCAUCCAAAAUGAUGACGAUGUUGGGGAUCAACAGCCUUUUGCCAAUGCUCACAAUGUUCUUUCACGCUCACAAUCUCGACCAAAUGUGUUGAACAAAGUAGAGCAUGCCCAACAACGCUGGAGAAGGCAAGUCCAGGAACAGAGGAAGUCCGUAUUCGAUCGCCAUGUUGUUCUCAGUUAAACUGCUCCCAUGAACUCCACAGGAGUUCUAGGGUGGAGCUGAAGUACUGUGAACCCCACCAUUUAUUUAUUCCUCUCCUUCUCCCCUCUGCUUCCACAAACCAUCUUAUUUGAGAUGUGUGCCCUGUGUGUGUUCUGAUACAUCUCUUAAAGGGUUUUGGCAUUUGCAGUGUACAAAGCCAGUGAUGGCUGCAUAUGACUAGGCUGUAUACCAUUAAUAUUUCACAUUCCCAGAUGGAUAAUUUCUAUCAUUUGAAAAAUCCGGUCCCUGCCUAUUGUCCAAGCCUAUAAGUGCCAAGGUAACAUUAAUGUAAGGGGCAAUUUCAAGUAAGCAGAAUUGACUAAUGUGACUUAUCCAAUCAGUUGUAUCCAAAUGGUCCCUUUUUAAAAUUGAAAAUAUUUUUACUAAAUUGGCCAAUGGCUUCCAAUUUAAGAGUAAACUAUUUUGUGGAAUAGAUAGUAAUCUCGGCUUUUGACAACGAAAAGUUUAGUAGAGGGGUUUUCCAGUGGCAUCAUAGAUCAGCACCGAGCCAAGGUAUUGUUUUUCUCAUUAAAAAAUGUAGAGCAAAAUUUCAAGCCUGGUAACUGUUGUUUGUAUAAGCCUGACUUGAAAAUGCAUGUUUUGUAAGAAAUAUUUUCUACAAUUGUUUUCAAUUGCUUAUCCAUGCCACAAGUAAAUAAAACGUUUAAUUCCUUGUGUCACAACCUUUACCUUGUGUGAUUAAACACAUAUUGACUUGAUUCAAAAUCAACCAUAGCAGUAAAUGCAAUGAUUCAUGUGUUGUCAUAGUAAAAGUAGUGCUAAUUCUUCUCUAUUCAGGCUGUUGUAAUGUGUGUUAAACUGUUUUCUUUUCCUCAUUUAUAUUUAUUGUAUUGAGAUAACCUUAUUAGAGUUUCUUGGGUUGCUAUGAAGGGCUGCAAUUAUUUUUUGUUUAAGUUAGGCUGAUGAGAAAGAAUGAUGGAAUACCAAUUGAAGUGUUUAUAACUAUAAAAUGUGAUUCAAUUUGAUUUAAAAUAAAAUA